GAACGCCUUGAAGGAGCGCACUGCGGGCUCCUCUCUUCAGACUGUCUCUGUCCGCAGGAGCGACGCAGGACGAGCGGGGAUGAGUCCGUGCAGCAGGAGCUGAGAGCCGGCCCAGGAAGGAGACCAGUGAAGAUGAAGUGCACAGCUUGUGGCCAUCAGAUACUGGAAAAAACACCCAAAUUCUGCAGUGAAUGUGGCAAGAAGCUUUCUGUCCAACCUGCAGUCACAGAGGAGGCAGGGGACCAGCUGAAACCUUUGAUUACAGACUCAGAAAGUAACACUGAGAAAUCAGGAUCUCAGCAAGAUGACCAACACGUGGACAACAAAGAGUCCAACCGGCCAAAUGAUGAGAGCAUCAGUGACAUAAAGGAGGAGACUCAGAAGAAAACAGAAGAUGAUCAGAGCCUCAACACAACACCGGCAGACCCUCUGACUCCACGUGUCGACUCGGAGGAAAAGAAGAACGCAGCUUCUCAGGCAGGCACAGGUGAGGAGACGAAGACAUCUAACCCGAAACAACGAAAGAGCAAGACGGAUGCUGUCAAACAAGACCGUAAUGCCAGUGUGGAGCAAACUACAGAACAAACAGAAGAAAGUAAAACUAAAGGAAAGAGUCAGCAGGGGAAGAGAACAAAGCAGACUGCAGCAGCUCAACAGAAGAUGGUUUACGGUCGUCAAACACCAUCAAAGCCUGACAGCAUCGGCUCCAGUGUAGACCCGGUGGCAGCAGAGGAUAUGGGACCACAGCAGUCUGGAAGUGAAGAGGAGCAAACGCAGACCUCAGAUGAUGACAGUGAACAGGAAGAUUCCAGCCCCAAACCACCACCACCCCCAACAAAGCAACCCAGACCCAGUCACACUGCACCUAGUGAGAGACUCAACAUUUACUUUCAUGCAGUUCUCUCCAAGGAUUUCAAAUUUGUUCCAGGAGUGGAUCGCGUCUUUGUCAACAUGGUUUCCUCCAGUGGAAAAUGGGAGGAAGAAGCAGUUGAACUGUCUGUGAAAAGGAACCUUCAAGAACAUGGGUUUCUUAUUGAAGGCUGUUUGAAAACAACCAAAAAUCAAGUGUCUAAGUCGAUCCCAUACAAAUACUUUGUCUACAAAACCAAAAAGGGUUCUUAUAAGUAUGAGUACAUAUACAAGCAAGAUUCCACACAACCCGCCAACAGAUGUUUGUUUGUAAAAGAACACCUCAUCAAUGAAAAUGGGGACUGGCAUCAAUAUGACGACAUCAUCUGUGCACCGCCGUCAAAAAACGUUGUUAAACGUACUUGGGAUAACUGGUGGUCAGAACAAAGAAAAAGCUUGAUUCAAGGCAGAGAGAUUGCAGGGAGGAUAAUGCUGGGCACCAUUUUUGGUAUUCUCCGUGACUGGACAGAGACUAACUUGAGAAGUUUCAUCAGCCAGCUGUAUCAGUUUUUUCAGGUUUAUAAAGACCCAUAUGUGUAUGAAGAGAGACCAAAGAAAUGGAGCAGUUUGAACUAUGGUGAAGAAAAUGUAACGGAUUUGUUGAAAGACUGCAUGCUGACAGCAGUGAUUCCUCAGCUCAGUGACAGAAACAGGAAAGGUUACUUCAUUCAGGACGACUUCAAAGCAGCAGUGAUCAUGCUGCAUGUACGGGGACAGUAUCGCAUCAAGCUCUACAGAAGUGAGCUUCAACAGCUCUGUGCCAUGCUCUGCUUACCGAAGCUGGAGAAGGAUCGCUUCCUUCAGUUCUGGGAAGAUUUUUCCAAAGAGGUUUCUGUUAUCAGGAGUGUGCCAGAGACCUUGGUGGAUGUGAUAAACAUUGUGAAAAAAGAAAACAUGCCUGAAUGGAUCAUGGCACUCCCACUUCUCCACCUGCUUAAUGGCACCACAAAGCCCUUUGAACGACCACCGCCUGGAAACCCCCAGCCCUUGGUAUCCUGGGCAGGUCUGCAAGGCCUUGACAUUGGUCGCCCACGCAACAUGAGCAGUCAAGACAGAAGGGCACUGCUAAAGGUGAUGACAAACAACAGUCACCUGGUGGAGGUGGAUCCUCUUUCAGUCCGUUCCUGCUUGUACUUCAUGUCUCUUGAUGAACUGAGGGAGUGCAGCUCAAACUUAAAAGCUGAGCUUUUGGACAUACUUGAAGUUUUCACUAAGCGUGCUCCUGCAGAAAUUACUGCUAAUUCUCAUGAGGCAGUAUCUGGCCUUCUCUCACACAUCAAGGAAAAUCUUGAUCAAGAACGAUACAGUGAUUUUACAGAGGCUUACAGGAUAGACUGCCUUUCAGCAGCAGUGAGGCUGUUAGACAAGAUUUGCAAAGGGGUGAAACCAACAUACACCCAAAACUACCCUGAUAUCCCAGUUGCAUGCAUGCAUCUGGUUGCAUCUGUAACCGACUUUGUUCAGUGUAACAAGCAACAGGAAAGCCGAGAACAAGACGGAGUACAGCAACAUGUGAGAGAACUGGUGAUCUCUCAGGCAAUGGGAAUAAUGAGAGAAUGGAUGAGUCGGACAUUUAAACAGUUGCUCAACAAGGGAUUCACAUCCCUGUGGCACGGAAAGGCGACAGAUCAGUUUGAAACGUGGAACAACAUAAUUUCAAUUAGUUUCAAAGAUGAAGAUUUCACAACAGAGUGGGAGCAGACAUUCAAAAUGGAUUUUGAGGGCAAGUACAAAAAGGAAUCUCCUCAGGAUCAAAUUGAUUUCUAUUGUAACUAUAUAGAGGUGCUGAAAGAUUCCCGUCCACAUCUUGCUGCAAGUGUUGAGAACUGUGCUCUCGAAGCUGUUACACAUUUGUGCCAGACAAAGUCUGAAGGCAAAGUUCUUGAGAAAUUUAAGAUAAAUCCUAAUUUUGGAAAGCUUGCCUCAGCAAUUAUCCAAAAGACCUGGCCACUGGACAGCCAAGGAAAAUACCAGGGGGAUGAAGAAGUGGUUCUUCGUCAUCUACUCUCCUGGACAGCUGCCAAAGACAUUUUCCAGCUACAUGGUGCAGAUCAGAACCUGGCUGAGCAACUCUCUCAAGAUGCCAGAGACAUAAUUACCAUCGCCAUCUCAUCAUUCAUAGCAAUAACAGAUCAACUGGUCCAAGGGAACCUCAAAAUCAGCCUGCUCAAAAUCAUUUUGGAGCAAAAAGACGUCUUCUUAGCACUGAUACAGACUGACUUUCUUUCUAACAAUGAAAGCUACAAAGAUAAUGGGAAGAUGAAGUGGCUUUUGCAGUGCAGACAUGACGAAUUGGAAUCUAUUUACCAUGAAAAGGAGCUUGUGGAUGUUCUCUUCACUCUGAACCAUAAACUUGAGGAUCAUAUAACAGUUGAUGUAGCUGACAUCAUGCUCAAACGGCAAGUCAACAUUGAGUGUGCAUCAUUGAAUGAGUUCAUGGAGGUUCAUCGAUAUGAUCAACGGCAGCCUGAAAUGGCUGGUGUUGUUACCUACUUUAGUCUCGAUGAAGAAAUCAGAGAGAUGGCAGAGGUCCUGCACAAAUUCAGAGACAGCUAUGUGUUCAAAAAGUGUUGGGACCAACAAGCCAAACUCCUGCCUGAGGAUAAAGUGAAAGAUGAUCCUGAUGAAUCUCAAGUAGCAGACAUGGUAACACUAAAAACGAUCCAUGAAAAAAUUUUCAUGAGUUGCUUUGACCAUUUCAAAGAUAUCUAUGUUCGUUUGAGGGAUGGAACCAUAAGACUUGAAGAAGUCAAUCAACUUUUCAAAGAUGUCAAUGACAACUAUGAAAAACUUCAACAAGAAAUAGACAUCAUGUGCAAAGUCGAUAAUUCACAGGACAAGCUGUGGAUCAACAGCAGGAUGCAGCAGAUUAAGCAGUACCAUGAGCUUCAUCUGGCUGUGGCUUCAGCUCAGAUCAUCAUGAAGGUCAAAGAUACGCUUUGUCUUCAAGGAGACUUCAGUGUUCUGGAGACACUGACGAAAGUUAAUCAAGUAGACUUUGAGAAAGAGCAGCUCAAAAGGAUUGAUGAUGACUUGAUGCAGGCAAAGAAGAUCCUGGUAGACAUCACUGAGCCACGGAGACUGUGUCUGCAGGAACUGGGACGUCGAGGACAAUUUGUGAAAUGGGCGAAGGAAGCCCUUGAAGAUAUCAAUGAGUUGAAGGUGUUUGUUGACCUGGCUUCGAUCUCUGCGGGAGAGAAUGACAUGGAUGUGGAUCGUGUCGCUUGCUUCCAUGAUGCAGUCCUUGGUUAUUCCUCAAUGCUUUAUGAGCUAAAACCAGACUCUGGGUUUGAUGCCUUCAAAGAAAUGCUCAAAAAGCUUUGGAAAGCUUUGGAUAAUGACAGCAACCUCUGCCAGAAACUGCGGGACACUGCACGCCAUCUAGAAUGGUUGAAGAUGGUGAAGGACAGCCAUGGGUCAGUGGAGCUGUCGUCUCUCUCAUUGGCAUCAACCAUCAACCAUAAGGGAAUCUAUUUGAUCAGUCCACACGGUGUCGAAAAGCUGAGUCUUAAAACUGCUCUGAAGCUGCAAAUUCCAGAAGAGCUUGAUGAGGGUCCGCAGAUGCGCUGCUACUCUCUCGAGGAUCUGAGAGAGUUGCAAAACAAACUUAUGCUCAUGUCUGGCAAAGGAGAUAAAGGGCAAAAUGAAGUUGAGCAUUUUGCAGAGGUUUUUGCCAGUGUCCAAAGACUUGCUGAGGCAUUCAUUGCCUUGUACAAUGCUGGAAAUCCUUUGUUCAGGCACUGGAAAGUGCAAAUCAACUGCUUUUCAGAUAACCAGUUACCCAGCAUCAUGAUGGACUUCAACUUGGACAGAGUUCCCAGUGUCACUAUAGAUGGAGGCAUAGAAGAGCAGCUGCCUGAACUUUGCAGAAAAAUGGAGAAAUGUCUGAAAUACUGGAUGGAUUUUGUCAACAAGCAGAGAUCACAAAAUUACUAUCUGAACUAUUACACCGCUGAACAGAUUGUCUACCUGUGCAGCAAACUCACUCAGCAAAAUGUGACCAGUAUCGAGGAUCAAGUUCUCAUGAUGCUGUCUUUCAUCAAACCAAACUGUACGACCACAGACUUGGAGCACGUCUGGCAUACACUUCAAGAUGAAAUUAUCACCAAACCACAAGAAAGAAAUGAGGAUCUUGAAUUUCAAACCUUUGUUAUUUUGCCAAGAAGUAGCACAGAAGACCAAGAACUCGACAGCCAGCUGAGUUCCCUGCCAAGUCUUGUGGAGCAAACAAAUGGUUUGCAAGCAUUUGAUCAGAUAUGGAAUGCCUACAUGAAAGACAUGAAGGAUUUUCUUCCACACGUUCUUGACAUCAAAAGUCUUGGAAGACUGUUGGAAAUACUUGCAAACAAAAGUGACAAAAAUGAAGACUGUGACAGUAAGGAAGAUAAUUUGGAAAAUAACUUCAUUCAGAGGCAGCUACCCAAAGGUUUGGCCACUGGGAGGCCAAACCUCAUUGUUUGUCCACAUGAUGAAGUCUUGACAUCUUGCAUCUCAGUUUAUAUGAACAGUGAAACUGUCACACUUCCAACCUAUGACGAAGUCCUCCUGUGCAGCCCAUCAACUCCAUACGAACAAGUGGAGCUGUUCCUCAGGCGCUGCCUCAGUGAAGGCUACAGAGGCCAAAAAAUAUAUUCCCUUCUGUAUGGAGAUCUACUCACUUACGAUGUCAGCUCUAAACUUGAGAGCUUUUUCCAGGAAAUGAAAAUGAAGAGUAGGCAUGACUACCAACUUGUUCUCAUUUGCAGCUCAGAAAGAGAGCAUGCCUACCUUCCUUCAGCAUUCAGCCAGUACAGACUGCACAUGGUUCCCCAGGAGUCACUGGCAAGGAUCCAGAGGUACCUUCACAAACAUUAUGCCGUUCCAAAAGAUCAGUGCAGUGCUGCAGCUGUAUUUAAAGACAGGCUCUGCGUUGGUAUCAUCUCAUCUAAAAGGGCAGGUGUUGGUAAAUCAUUGUACAUCAAGAGGCUGUAUGAAAAACUGAAGUCUUCAACCACAAAGCCAUCGGCAAAGAAAUGCAUUCGCUUGAUUGAACCAUGUGUUGAUGAGAACACCAUUGUUCAGUCGCUGUUGGAAAGGUCCAAAGGGGAAGAGCUUACAAUGUUUCACUUCGAUGUCAUGUCAUCGGUGCAAAAGGGUCUUGCAGAGUUCCUUUUCAAAUUGUUGAUUUUGCGCUAUUUGAUGGACUCUGAGGGAAAGCUGUGGAAGUGCAAUGACAAGCAGCUGUAUGUCAUUGAGAUAUUGGAACCCACUGUCAAGUUAAACCAGACUACAUCAAACCAGGCUCAGAUUUUGCCAAGCACAUUCACAGAUGUGUUUCCAAAAAUUGUCUGCCGACCACCCAAAGAUGUACUCAUGCUUGAGAUGAGGAAGCGAGAAGAUCCAACCGUUGUGAGCAGUGAUGACCCUCUGAUGGAUGAGGAAGAAUUCAGGAGUGAAGCUUUCCAGCGACCAUAUCAGUAUCUGACACGCUUUCAUAACGGCAUGGAUUUAGAUGCAUUUUCAUAUCAAUGUGUUGAGGGGUCACAUGUGGAAUGUCUUCAGAUGCUUCUGAUGAAUUGUGGCAUCAUGGACCCAUCCUGGGCAGAACUGAGGAAUUUUGCAUGGUUUCUUAACCUGCAGCUGAGAGACUGCGAGACAUCUGUUUUUUGUGAUGCCACUUUCACUGGAGACACGCUGAGUGGGUUCAAAACCUUUGUGGUAGAUUUCAUGAUACUGAUGGCAAAGGACUUUGCCACUCCAUCACUCAACAUCUGUGACCAGAGUCCUGGCAGGCUGCAAAUGGAUCUGACUGGUGUGAAAGAUGAAGACUUGGCUCCCUUUCUCAUCAGAAAAAGAUGGGAAACAGAACCACACCCAUACAUCUUCUUCAAUGAUGACCAUGUGUCUAUGACCUUCAUUGGUUUUCAUCUUCAGCUCAAUGAACAGGGCUUUGUUGACGCCAUUGAACCCACAUCUGGAAGGGUCAUCAAAAAGAAUGUCAUGACAAAGGCAUUGUAUGAAGGCCUGACACUGCAGAGAGUCCCAUUCAACAUUAACUUUGACAGUCUUCCCCGGGGAGAGAAGAUCGAGAGAAUUUGCAAUGUUCUUGGGAUUCAGUGGCCUUUAGACCCUGACGAAACCUAUGAACUUACAACUGACAACAUCUUGAAGAUAUUGGCAAUCCACAUGCGGUUCCGGUGUGGCAUCCCUGUCAUCAUCAUGGGAGAAACAGGCUGUGGUAAGACAAGGCUCAUCAAAUUUCUCUGUGAAUUGCGAAAAAGCGGAGUCGCCACCGAGAACAUGAAAUUGGUCAAGGUGCAUGGAGGGACUACUUCUGAGAAUAUCCUUUCCAAAGUCAGAGAAGCAGAAAAUGUUGCUUCCAUCAACAAAGCUGACUAUGGACUUGACACUGUUCUCUUCUUUGAUGAAGCCAACACCACUGAAGCCAUCAGCAGUAUUAAGGAGGUCCUUUGUGACAACACAGUGAAGGGGGAAAGCUUGACAACAAAUUCUGGGUUGCAGAUCAUCGCUGCUUGCAACCCCUACCGAAAGCACACAGAUGAGAUGAUCCAAAGGUUAGAAUCUGCAGGCCUUGGGUACCGAGUUCGAGCUGAUGAGACAGAUGAAAAGCUUGGAUCCAUCCCUCUUCGCCAAUUAGUAUACAGAGUUCAAGCAUUGCCGCCAAGCAUGAUCCCUCUGGUGUGGGACUUUGGACAGUUAAAUGAACACACAGAGAAAAAAUACAUUCAGCAGAUUGUGCAAAGAGUGAUUGAAACAAAGGCAAUCGAUGCGUAUCACAUCACCAUGAUCACUAAUGUACUUUCAGCCUCACAGAAGUACAUGCGUACAAGAAGAGAUGAAUGCAGCUUUGUCAGCCUGAGGGAUGUGGAACGUUGCAUGCAAGUCUUUGUUUGGUUCUAUGACAACCAUGCCAAGUUUUUUGCAGAGCUUGAGGAGCUUGAAAAAGUUCAAAAAGCACAAAAGAAAGAGCGACAUCACAGAGGGUCAGAGGUCAGGGACCCUGUUGUCUGGUCUCUAGUCAUGGCCACAGGAGUGUGUUACCAUGCCUGCCUUGAAGAUAAGGAUCAAUACAGACAAAAACUCAGCAGUGAACUACAAACAUACAGUCCAGCAGGUGUAAUGCAGGAAAUCUCAUUAAUGCAGGAUUUGCUUUUAAAUGGCGUCCCAAUGGGUGAUACUAUUGCCAGAAACAAUGCCCUCAAAGAGAACGUCUUCAUGAUGGUGCUUUGCAUUGAGUUGAGAAUCCCUCUGUUCUUGGUUGGGAAACCUGGAAGUUCAAAAUCUUUGUCCAAAACUCUGGUGGCAGAUGCAAUGCAAGGCCAAGCUGCUCAUUCUGACCUUUACAAAAGGCUUAAGCAGAUCCAUUUGGUGUCCUUUCAAUGCAGUCCACAUUCAACACCAGAAGGCAUCAUCAAUACAUUCAAGCAAUGUGGACGCUUUCAAGAGGGUAAAAACCUUGGUGAAUACAUCUCCGUUGUGGUUCUGGAUGAGAUUGGCCUGGCCGAAGACUCGCCAAAAAUGCCACUGAAAACUCUUCAUCCAUUGCUCGAAGAGGGAUGUAUAGAUGAUGAGCCCCUACCACACAAAAAGGUUGGUUUCAUUGGUAUUUCCAACUGGGCGCUGGACCCUGCAAAGAUGAACAGAGGCAUUUUUGUCUCCCGAGGUGACCCUGAUCAGAAGGAACUCAUUGAAAGUGCUCGAGGCAUUUGUUCAUCUGAUGCAAUGGUUUUGGAGAAGGUCAGUGAUUUCUUUGAACCUUUUGCAAGAGCCUACUUGCAUAUCUGCCACAGUCAAGGGAAAGGGUUUUUUGGCCUUCGUGAUUAUUACAGCUUGAUAAAGAUGUUUUUUGCAGAGGCUAAGGCUUCUCAACGGAGGCCCACAGCAGAAGAGACAGCAAAGGCUGUUUUGAGAAAUUUCAGUGGCAAGGAUGACGUAGAUGCAGUUACUGUCUUCACAACAGAACUGCAAAUCACUCCGAAUCUUGAGAACCUCAGCGCCUUCGAGUUUGUGAGAGAAAACCUUCACGCAACUGCACAAGAUGAAGAAUGUCGAUACCUGCUGGUACUCACAAAAAAUUACGCAGCUCUGCAAAUCCUGCAGCAGACAUUCUUUUCAGAAAGUGUUCAACCAGAAAUAAUCUUCGGCUCCAGCUUCCCAAAGGAUCAAGAGUACACCCAAAUCUGUCGCAACAUCAACAGAGUGAAGAUAUGCAUGGAGACAGGUCAAACUGUGGUUUUACUAAACUUGCAAAACCUCUAUGAAAGUCUGUAUGAUGCCCUCAACCAAUACUAUGUCUGCUUGGGAGGGCAGAAGUAUGUGGACCUUGGACUGGGAACCCAUCGUGUCAAAUGUCGAGUGCACCAAGAUUUCCGGCUCAUUGUCAUUGAAGAAAGAGAGGUGGUCUACAAACAGUUCCCAAUACCUCUCAUCAACAGGCUGGAGAAACACUAUCUGGACAUUCACACGGUCCUCAGAACAGAGCAGAAGAGGAUCGUGGAAGAACUGGAGAAAUGGGUCACACUCUUUGUAACUCUGAGCAGUCAGUUUGCAGCAGCGGAUCAAACAUACAAGUACCAGCCCCCAGAUGUCUUCAUUGGCUAUCACUCCGAUGCAUGUGCUUCUGUGGUCCUUGAAGUGACGGAGAACCAAAAAGCUAAUUUGAACGUGACAGACGCUGAGAGGAACGUGCUUGAUGAGGCCAAACUCGUACUCCUCAAGUGUGCUACACCAGACUCGGUGGUGCGGUUGGACCGCACAGGCCUUCCAAAGGUGGAGAGUGAGGAGCUUGCCAAGAUCUACUUUGAAGAGCAGAGUAACAAUUGUUUGGCCGACUACAUACUUUCUCACACAAGACAGGAAGUUAGCUGUCACGCUGCCUUCACAGAGGUGACAACAUUUUCCAGACUGUUGACAGCGAUUGACUUGGAACUGCUGAAGGAGAUGUUCCACAGUGUUGAGCUUCUUUCACUCCAGCAGUUUGACACAGAGCACUCAUUUUUGAAGAAGAUCAGAAACUUUCUCACUGCGGAAAAUGGAAGCAACAUUCCUGAAUCAUGCAACAAGAUCCUCAUCAUUCAAUGUGAUUAUGAUGACUCCUCUCAUGGUGUCAGUCUCAUUGCAUCUGCAAAGUAUUCCUCAAUCAAUGAAAUCAACAAGAUAACUCAGGAAAGGACUGGAUGCAACGUGUUUGUCUACUUCAUCACCAGACUGCCAAGAAUAGAAGGGGGAACCACUUACAUUGGCUUUCAUGGCGGUCCUUGGAGAUCAGUUCACAUUGAUGAUUUGAGACGGUCAAAAGACAUUGUUUCCGACAUCAAAACCUUGCAAAACAUGGCAAUCAGUAAGAUGUUUGAAACAAAGAUGAUGCAGCAGGAAGCCAUGGAAGUUGAUGACAACUACACCGAGGCAGAGCUGGAAGAAACAACAGAUGAAAAUGAUGAUGACUGUGUUGUGGACACCACGUUGCUGCUGCGAAGCUGUGUGCAGAGUGCAGUCAGCAUGAUGAAGGACAACGUGGAAAGUGGCAGUCGCAGUAAUGAAAGAGUUGAAAUUCUUCUGACUUUCCUGAGCGACAGUGAUGAAAUGAAAGAGAAAUUUCUGGAAACUGUCAAACGCCGCCUUCACUCAUUGUUGCUGACUCAAGAUGGCAACACCUCAUCUGUCAAGAGCAACUGGGUCCUUAACGAGGCCACAAACAUUGAUGCUUUGCAAGAAGGAGGCACAUUCAGGCACACCUUAUGGAAGCGAGUUCAGGCUGCUGUUUCUCCUCUCUUGGCAUAUCUUGUUUCAGUCAUUGACAGAGACCGAAACAUGGAUAUUCUGCUUGAUGGAAACAGUGGUGAAACUGUCAAAAAGCUGUGGCUGGAUAUUUUUGCCAAUGAUAAACUGCUGGAAAUGUCGAAUCUGACAGUUGAUCGAAACUUUGAGAAAAGAACAUUCCUUGUACAAAACUACAUCACCCAAAACAAGAACUUCAGCUGCAGCAUGCCCUUCAGUUGGAGGAUCAAGGAUUUCUUGGAGGAACUCUGGGUACAGGUGCUUCAACAUGAAGGGCACACACAGCAGAAGUUUGAUGAGUUCUUUUGGAAAACGCCACUGGGUCGAUACAUAGCAGAAGCAGAUCCAGACAUGCAGAUGGAGUUUUUCCACCGCUACCUUCAGGACUUCAUCUGUAUGACAAUGACCAUCUCUUGUCCGGAAGAUCUACAGCUUCUCUGUAAUGCCCUGAAUUGCUGCGUCAAUGAGAUGAAAGUGCAUCAAGAGGAAGCAGUGGUAUCUCUUCCAUGGGUCCAUGCUGCUUAUCACAAGUUCAAGAUCCGCCUGCAGAAUCUCUCCAGAAUGAUCUGCAUCGAGCCCCAAGUGACCCACGACCUGAGGAAUCUUGAGAGAGAUGGGGUUGAACUUGUACAUGAUGUAUCCGCUGCCUUUGCAUGUGUGGAGCAUUUGGAGCCCAAAGUUUUGGACAUUGACGCUCAGAGACUGGCCUGGCUGAGGGACGUGAAAAAGCUCCAAGUGCCAAUUGAUUUGGUUUGCUCUGAGGACAGCGUGAGACAUUACGGAGAGAAGAGCAAGAUGCUUGCAAGCCGAGUCCAAGCAGGGUGGAAUCGGAUUUAUUCUCUCUCUCUCUAUGUGGAGCACAUGUUGCUGGGGAUUGAGGAGUUGGAAAUGAAGCUGGCACCUGUAGUUUUGGAGAGCACACGAAGGCUUGGAAAGGUACUGGAAAAAAAUUCAGAUCUGAAAACUCAGCAGUCUUUUGAGGCGGUGAUUGAUUUGCUCAAAAAGUGCAAAGAUGAAGUUGUUCAGCGCAUCUUCAGGUUCGGUCUCACACAGUGCCCAGUCUGUAUGGGAGACCCCAAAGAUCCACUCUGCCUGCCAUGUGAACACAUCUUCUGUGUGGACUGCAUCAAACAGUGGCUGGGACCUGGUCAGAUGUACUGUCCCUUCUGCAUGCAGCAGGUUGAAGAUGAUUUUCUUUUGGUCCCGACAGAAGAAACAAGGAAAUCAGUCAACCUCCAUGCUCAGUUCAGGAAGCGGUGCAAUGCUUUCUUCAUCGACCUGGUGUCCACGGUGUGUUUCAAAGACAACUCUCCACCCUGCUCACAAGUCAUUUUCCAUCUGCUGUCCUUUCUGAUGACAGAGGCCAGUCCUGUUCCCAUUCUUCGAGCAAAUCCACAAGUUUUGACAAAGGCGCUCUCUCCUUUUGAUGAUUCUGUGGAUAAAAAUCCAGUCAUCCGGUCAGUGGUGCUGAAACUCCUCCUGAAGUACAGCUUCGAUGAAGUUAAAGACUACUUGCAGCAGCAUCUGAUGACAGUUGAGCAGAGCAACAUCUUGGAAGAUACCGACAAACUGGAGCUGUACUGCUUGUACAUCAACUGUCUGGAGGACUCCAUGUUUGACAGACUACAGUUCAGAUCCGCUGCCGACCAGCAGGAAUACCUUCAGGAAGAAAGUCAUUUUCUGACUGAGUUCUUGCAGUCACAGUCUCCUGAAGCAGCAACUGUGGAGUUCUUUCAGCAGGUCACCAGAGUCCGGAUGGAUCUAGAUCUCUCUGCAAGUCUCUUUGUGGAAGAAAUGAGAGCUCCAGAGUCCAAGACAGAAAGUCAAAGUGGAACCACAGCCUUCAUGACCAGUGUGGUGAACUUGUGCAGACGGAGUGGAAACGACUGGUAUCGAGUCUAUUUGAUCCGAAAGAUUUGCAGCCAACAUGGAGUGGAGUUUGUCCUGAAACUCCUCAAAGUGGAGGAGAUGCGCUGGCUCUUCCCUGAAAUUCUGCAAAAGAAUGAAGAGGCUUUCCAUGUUGACCAGUAUCUUGUUUGUGGGGAAGAUUACAAAGUGAUCAGAGAUGCUGUUGGAAAGGGAUUCAUGGAAGGAAAAACAGAUGAACUGGAUGAGGCUUGUGAGGGUUGCGGAUGCCCGCCGCAGUGGAAAACGGUUUACCUCUUGUUGGCACUCUACAGAGAAGUCACCACUCUCUACAGGGACACUAAUACCAGCUUCCAUCCUAAACCUGAGCAAGUGGACGCCCUGCAGACUUACAUCCAGACAUCAAAAAUCCUUGCCAGCAAUGAAUCAAAGACCUUUGCUCAGUGUCUGGUGACCAACCAACUCGGGCCGCUGGUUCUUCCUCCUGGAGCCUCCAGUGCUGACUGUGUGUCAGUGGACUUAACUGUCCACUUGGCUGCUGUCCUGGUCUGUGCAAACCAGGGGAUCUUAGGUCCUCUGCUGCAGCUUGCAAAAACACCGGCCAACAUGCAGGGAGCUUUCUUGCCCACAAUGCCAGAAGACAUGUUGGCAGUGGCUCACCAGGCUUUAGGGGCUUUAGAAUCACUGCAGUGGUACCAGUGCCAAAAUGGUCACCCAUGUACCAUUGGCGAGUGUGGACGGCCAUGGAGAACAAGCACUUGCUUAGAUUGUGGCGUUCCGAUUGGAGGACGCAACCACAUUGCUUUGCAAGGCUUUCAGCAUGUCAAUGUGCAAGGUGACCGCACUCAGACAGGCCACAUCCUUGGUGACCCCAGACGCAGACAGAAUCCAGACAUGCUGGACACCAAGAGCAUUUCCCCUGUUCCUUUCACCAUUAUCCGCAUGAUCACUCACAUGGCAAUGCUGCUUGGGGCCUACAGUCACCCACAGUCUAUCUCUGCUAUCAUCAAGCCUCCAGUCGGUGACACUGGAGCGUUCCUGCUCGCACACCUGAGAGAAGACAUGAAACAUCUCAUCAGGUCUCUGGGUAAAGGAACUGAUGAUACGAUCAGUGUUUUUCACCUGCUCAUCAACAGCCUACUGGAACCCCAACAGCAGCAAAAAUGUCCUGUUCCUUAUGAUGAUGUCCUCUCUGACAACAAGACCAGAAAUGGGUGGGAGGAAGAAAUGAGCAGCAUCAUCUCUGUACAUCUUAAGCACUUGGACCGACAGCUAAAGGAAGCGACCGCAUUUAUUCGGGCAGACUCCCGCAUUUCUGCCAAUUCAGUCGUGAAGCUAAUAUUUGGCGAUCCUCGUCAGUUCUUGGCCUCACUCCCUACAAACUCUGUGAUCCACGGGUCUGCUGUGUGGACCUGCAGAGAGAAAGUGUCUCUGCUGAGCCUCACCCACAUUGUUGAGCAGAAUGAUGGCAAAGACACACUGCCUGUGCUCUGGAGGUUCCUUCAUAAGGAAGCUGAGAUACGACUGGUGAAACACCUUCCUGAUGUCCUCGCGCUCCAGAGGGAUCUGGUUAAAAAGUUUCAAAACACCGAAGUGACGUUUUUCUCCAUUGAAGAAUUUCUUGGCAGUCACGAAGCAGUUUCUCUGAAAGCCUGGUACAAGAAACACAUCCGAAUCUUCCUGACAACCUGGAACCAGCUCAGAGUUUCUCUGGAAACCAACGGUGAGAUUAAGAUCCCAGCUGAGUUCUGCCAGAAGGACCUGGACGUCAAAAGUGACUUCAGAGUGCUGCUACCGCAAAGACAAGGCCCAGGCCUCUGCUCCACAGCUCUCGUCAGCUACCUGAUUGCAUUGCACAACAACCUUAUCUACGGCGUUGACAAGAACACCGGAGAAGAAACCAGCUACAAAGUGAGCCCUGCAGAUCUGACUGACCUGCAUGUGAUUCAUUAUGAGAUGGAAAGAGACGUGAUGCCACUGAUUCUGGCCAACACCCAGUACAGCAUCGAGAGGGGUCAGGAAACCAUCCAUGAGUACAACUUGCCCAAAAUCCAACAGCAGAUCAUUUCCCGCUUCCUGCAGGGCAAACCUUUCAUCACUCUAAACGGAAUUCCAACGCUGGUCAACAGACAUGAUCGCAACUAUGAGAUCAUCCUUAAAGAUGUAAAAACCAAAAUCAGACAAGAACCUCUUCAGGCUCUCACCCUGGUUGCUGUGGCUGGAGAUCUGCGCUCCUACAGUGAUGUGUGUGAGGCCUUGCACACGCUGGAAGUGGCCCUCGGUUUCCUCGCAAUGACUGGGGGAGAGCCGCACAUGCAGCUGUCUUGCUACCUGGAGGAGGUUCUGCAGAUGGGAAACCAGAUGGCUCAGCACGUCCUCAAGGCAUUGAGUGUGUGUUGUCUGAAGCACUGUGUGGCACUGUGGCAGCUGCUGGCCUCGCUCAAAUCAGAAAAUAUGCUUCAGCUCAAAAAGGAUCCAUUUCCAGAUUCAGAAGAGUACAAACAGCCUCUCGGUGAAGAAGAACGCAGACUGUUGGCAGGAUUUUUCUCGAAGAACAGAGCUGACGUUUUCCUUCUGGAGAUGCAUGAAUUCCUGGUGCUCGUGCUGAAAAAUCCAAAGGCACCUGAAACCUUCAGGCCUGACUGGAGCUUGAAAGAAACCUUGGUGGCUUACAUGGAGCGCAAAGACAUGGAUGUUCCUCCAGAAGUGGAAGAGCAUUUCCCAGAGGAGAUCAGCCUGGCACAUUACGUGGAAGCCUGGAAGUUCAUUGUGGACUUCAAGAACGAGCGUGGACAUCGACAAUGAAGAUUCUAUUAGUUGUUUUGCUUCUUGUGGAUUAAAAUCAAUCACUUAAUGUGAAGUUUAUGGCCUGAAGUAACAGUCCUGACAAUCCGUAUUUCUAUAUGUUCAUGAAGAAGAGACGUGCCUUUUCACUGAAUAGCUUUCAAUCCUGUCAAGACAAAAAGCAAUGUGAACUUUUCUGUGGUGUUUCAGAUCUUGCUUUGUGUUAUUUUGUAUUUCUUAAUCAUGCGCAAAGUUUCUUCAUAGUACAUAAACUAAACAAAACACACUUCACUCAGAUAAAAAAUGGUGUGUAUAUCUUGAUCGAACUGCAUCUAAAUUUAACUUUACUUGCCUUAAUACAACAGGUAGUUUUUGUCAAUCAGGUGUUUCACUGUUGCCAUGCCAUGUGUAACUGUUGUUGCCUUUUACAUUCAUCACUUAGCUGUCUUUCAUUCCAUCUUUUUCAUUUGGUGUUGAUUUGAUAAGUGAUUGAGUUCUUUUAUGGAUCAUUUUUUAAAUUAUAACCUGUCUACAGUAAAGUGUAAAUCCAUUCACUGCUUUAUUUUUGUGAUCUACACUAAAUUUUCAAGAGCCUGAAGACUGGAGGGAUCACCACUUAAUUACUUCUUGUUUACUCUCUACAUCACUGCCAACAUGCAGCAAAGGGUGUAUAUGAUGCAGUGUUCAGGAAAUGUCUACCUGAGAUUAAUGACUUUGUCUCUGAUCAGAUUGAUGUGUAAAUAAGGAGAAGACAAGAAACCUUCCAAAGUACAGUAAAUAAUGUAUGAGAAAUGUGAAAUUCUUACCAAGUGAAGUCCUGGAAUGUGCUCCACACACUUUCUUGGUCUGUGCUUAAAACACACUGCUUUGGUUUUCUGUCAGUGCCAACACAAUACAUGAAAUAUUGCAUGUAAUGGGCACACAAUUGCAACAGAUGAGUGAAAUAAUAGAAAAUAUGAAAUGUUUGAAAUAAAGUUUCAGUAAAUGUGCACUUCUGCAGGUGUCUGUUUGUCAAUUAAAUGCUGAAAUAGUCCAAACCACACCG
Molecule: messenger RNA, 16381 nt
Organism: Salarias fasciatus (jewelled blenny)
Lineage: Eukaryota; Metazoa; Chordata; Actinopteri; Blenniiformes; Blenniidae
Product: E3 ubiquitin-protein ligase rnf213-alpha-like
Exons: 67
Coding region: 133-15357 (5074 amino acids)
Biological process (GO): sprouting angiogenesis; ubiquitin-dependent protein catabolic process; negative regulation of non-canonical Wnt signaling pathway
Cellular component (GO): nucleolus; membrane; cytosol
Molecular function (GO): ATP hydrolysis activity; ubiquitin-protein transferase activity
Source: RefSeq, a predicted model, not a curated record